GAGGUCGGGCGCAAAUGGUAUACACAGGAUAUCAAAAUAAUUAUUAUUUGACUGAGAGAAGUCGGCGGUCAACUAGAAAUGGAAGUAAUAUGAUCGAAGGUAAUAGCUACUUCACCAAGAAAUAAAAUGUACUUUCCAAUAGGAUGCAUUAAGUGCCAUAACGCCAGGAUAGAAGAAUGCUCGUCGUUGACGUUCCUGAAAUUGAAUCGAACAAAGAGUUUAAUAGUCACCCUAUCACCGAGCUGCAUCGUGCUAUGGAAGACAAGGCCCAGAGUUUUACUGUGCUUAUAUCAAAGGACAAAUAAUUGCAUUGAGAAGCAUGGUGAAAACAAGUGUGCUGUUUUCAAGCCAGAUUCAUCUGCCAUCUAUGUCCUUACAAACAACAGCUCCAUACUAUUAUUUGAUGUCCUUAACAAAGAUGGAGAGUACAUCUACAAAAUUCAAAAUCCAAGUUCUAGACAUGCAGAACAGCUUGAGCCCCAUGGAAUUCUAGAAUGCAGUCUUUCUCUCAAAUCUAGAGUCAAUCUUGACGCUGAUGCAGCAAGUUGCUCACCACGAUCAGAUGAACUUAUUGUCACCACCACAGAUGGUUGGUUGCAUCGUUUAAAAUGGGAUGGAACAGUUGACAACAAUCUAGCAAUCAAUAUCAGAAACGUGAGAUUUUCUGCUGAUUUGGAGACCACAACAGGGGCAAUUCUUGGUGGUGACUGUUUAUACGUCAAAUGCAUCGAGUGUAGCCCGUUGCUGGGGGGCUUUGCUUUCGUACUUUCUGAUGGCAGAGCUGGCUUCCUCAUGUCGACUUCAGCAGUUGCUAGGCCCAGUGAAGUGGUUGGGGUUUUCGCCAAGAAUAUUACAGAUGCAACAUGCCUUUCAGUGAAUCAUAAAUAUCAAAUGAUUGUUUUUGGAUGUGAAAGUGGAAAGGCGUAUGCGUUUACAUUUGACGAUCUAUAUGGAGGCCUGAUGCUGUCACACAAAUAUUCAUUGCCUGUGAAGGAUUAUCCUGACCAAGGCAAAAAGGCUGGAAUUGUGACGUCAACUUCAUGGACCCCUGAUGGUUGUGCGAUGGCAAUGGCCUGGGGCAACGGUGGCAUUGCAGUAUGGAGUGUGUUUGGGGCUCUGCUCACGUGCACACUUAACGCUGAUUUUUGUUUUAGCCCGGACGUAUUCCAUCAAGAGCCACUGAGAGUUGAUUCACUGGGAUGGGGGCCGGAAGGGUAUCAGCUGUUGAUGAUCCCUAAUUUAUCAGACGAUUCAGAGCAUCUGGUGAAAGGAGAUAUUUUGCAGCUUGAUUUCAUCAAAAGUGCUCUAACAGUCAACCCGUGCAUGCCAAACAGACAGCAUUUAUUUUUGCAAGGUGACAGCUCAAUAUACAUCAAUUCUGGCGACAUGAUUUUACCAAAUUCCACUCAUGACUCAGGCUUGCAAAGCUCUCUUUUCAGCAACAGACACUGGCAGACUAUCCAAGUUCCUUCUUCAUACAUAAGUGCCAACUGGCCGAUUCGGUAUUCAGCGAUAGGCUGGAAUGGCAGAGAUAUGGCAGUGGCUGGCAAGUUCGGAUAUGCCCACUAUUCGCUUAACACAAGAAAAUGGAAGUUAUUUGGAAAUGAAACCCAGGAAAAGAAUGUUACUUGCAGGGGUGGUUUGACACUUUGGGAUGAAUACCUUAUUGUUGGUUGUUACAACAUCGAAGCUGAAUCUGACGAGGUGAGAUUUCAUUGUCGAAAGUCAAACCUUGAUGCCAAUACAGCACAGACCAUCAAACUAGAUUCUCCUGUCUUUCUGAUCAACACAUUUCACGAUAUCCUACUGGUUUACACAGCUGAUUGCAGUGUCCGUUUCUAUCAACUGUUGCUGGAUGAUCAAGUCGCACCUGCUGCAGUCACCCCCGUCUUGUUAUCAGAAGUGUCUUUGAUGGACCACGUUCAGCAUCCUCUCAUCGUUACGUCAUUAAGUUUGACUGGAUUGAAAAAUGAGCAAGCUGCAUUAAGCGCGUCUACAGAUGGGUACGAAGCGAAUUCUCUAGUGAUGAAUGUCGCUGGCAGAAUUAUGAUGUUGCAGAAAGACAGACCAGCAGCUGAAAGAGGUGGCAAACAGGUUAAAUUUUUAUCACCAGUCGUCCUCGCUUCCUGCGUUGAAAACGUUUGGUACAUGGUCGAUGUUCACUCUAAUAAGAGACACUUAUCAGAAUCCCUCUGGCUUGCUUGUGGGUCUCAGGGAAUGAAGGCGUGGCUGCCUUUAUUUCCAAUCAAUGAUGGUGGAAGAUCACUUGGGUUUCUCUCGAAGCGCAUCAUGCUCCACUUUGAUCUGAAUGUUUACCCGCUUUCUGUGCUUUUUGAAGAUGCUGUUAUCCUUGGCAUUGGAACAGACAAUGUCUCUGACAGCCUGUCACCUGGUUUUUCGUACAAGAACUCACACAUGUUUUCAUCCUACAGCCUUGAGAGGACGACUCAAGUUUACUUGCCUCACAUCUUACGACAACUUUUGCGAAGAAAUUUGGGAGUGCAUGCCCUGGAAAUAGCAAGAACGUGUACAAAUUUGCCUUACUUCACUCACGUAUUGGAACUGAUGCUGCAUGAAGUGCUGGAGAGAGAGGCCACUGCUUCAGAACCCAUCCCUGACCCAUUACUUCCAAGAAUCGUUGCCUUCAUCCAAGAAUUCCCUCAGUACUUAGAGACCGUCUGUCAUUGCGCAAGGAAGACUGAAGUUGCUUUGUGGCGACACUUGUUUUCAGUCGUCGGGAAUCCAAUUGAUCUUUUUAAGGAAUGCUGUGACUCCCAGAAAUUAGAAACAGCUGCUUCAUACCUUAUCAUUAUACAGAGCCUUGAGCACCAUUCUGUGAGCCGCCAGCAUGCAACAUUGCUAUUAGAAGCUUCGCUUGAUAAUGACAAAUGGGAGCUGGCAAAAGACCUUGUGAGAUUCUUAACCGCCAUAGGCAAAGGCGAUCCGGAUUCACCUCCUCGCACCCCUCAUCACAAAUCAUUCCAUCAUCCGAUCAUGUCAGAAACUGAUGAAAGUGAAGGUGACGUCACGCCGGUAAUGGUUCCUGUCCACAAACCGCCUUCGCGCACAAACAGUGGCAGUUCAACACAGUUGGCCAAGGCUGGUGGGAAUACUGGGGGCACUACUCCAAAGGAAAAAGUACAGAGACCUAGUCUUUUGAAUAGAAAUUCGUCCCUUUCAAAAAUUAUGGAUUAUUCAUCUACGUCAAGGCCUGUUACUGUUGAAUCUUGCGAACAGUUCUUCACAGAUUUGAUAUUGGCUCGCCAUGCCCGUAAAUUGCUGUCCUCGUUCAGACUGAGGGAUUUAGGCCGAUUUUCUGCUCAUCUCGAUUUCGAUCUGGUUUCUUGGUUUACCAGAGAGAGGUUUCGAGCAGCCCGUAUCGACGACUUGUUAGAUGCCCUCAUAAUGCUACACAGGCAGUUUGAAUGGUCCUAUCCAAUGGCCCCCAACGGAUCGAGAGUAUCGUCCACUUCGAGAGAUUCAAGCAAAAUUUCGUACAGAAGCUCAGACCAGACGCCUAGAGAAACACAGACUCCGCCUCUACUGAAUAACUCUACAGAAAAUGACGACAUUGCUGACGAAAUUCAAGCAAAGUUGGCUUCCAUCAGAGUCGAACAGUCCGAGGGUAUGGCUGGUGGCAUUGAAAUGUCAGAGACAAGUUCUGUGGCACAGUCAUUGGAUUACGAGCUGGAGAGUGUCGAUGGGUGUUCAUGGGUCACGGAACCACCUAACAUGAUGGAGCUUGAAAACAAGACACCUUUGGGCUCCAAACAGUGUGAGCGACAGCUAAGACAUUUGCUUAAAGUGUUCGUGGAGUCACGUUGUAUUGACUGGUGCAUACUCGUUUCCAUGAUGCUUGGUGAGUUGAGCGGACUUUCUCAAACCAUUGAGAAGAUGAUGACUUGUAAAGACCUAACAUCCUCAAGCCUCGACGCGCUGAUGGAGAAAAUCAAUUCACUUGAAGUAUGGGCCGAGCAAAACUGUACUGGAUAUCAGUUUUUGAUUUCCACAAUCAAGUCUUCUUGUGAAGAGCUGUAUGCCUCUGCAGUCAGCGAGGAGCCAAAAUCAGAAGCCAAAUUAUCUCCUUGUGAAGACAAAAGCUUUUUCAAGGAAGAAGAAAAGUCAGGUCCUGCUACAGCACAACAGACCUCCGAACAGCUAAAAGAUGGCGAUGCAAAUAGCAGCCAUCCAGGGACAGAUGAACAGCCUUCAGAGUGUAUCAUAUGUUGAACUUCUCUCUGCAUGUGGCUAUUAUAUCUUAUUUAAUUAUAGAUUUGGUUUAUUUUAGAUUUCCCGAAAAGCUAGGGAAAACAGGGUCGAUUUUGUGAAUAGAUCUAAAUAUAUAUCUGCAAUUUAUUAUAACAACGAUA
Messenger RNA from Rhopilema esculentum, 4370 nucleotides. Its product is annotated as guanine nucleotide exchange factor subunit RIC1. Lineage: Eukaryota; Metazoa; Cnidaria; Scyphozoa; Rhizostomeae; Rhizostomatidae. The record is from RefSeq and is a predicted model, not a curated record. Gene Ontology annotation, cellular component: Ric1-Rgp1 guanyl-nucleotide exchange factor complex; cytosol; Golgi membrane. Gene Ontology annotation, molecular function: protein binding. Gene Ontology annotation, biological process: retrograde transport, endosome to Golgi; intracellular protein transport.